Molecule: messenger RNA, 1412 nt
Organism: Gastrolobium bilobum
Lineage: Eukaryota; Viridiplantae; Streptophyta; Magnoliopsida; Fabales; Fabaceae
Product: peroxisome biogenesis protein 22
Exons: 10
Coding region: 236-1066 (276 amino acids)
Biological process (GO): peroxisome organization
Source: RefSeq, a predicted model, not a curated record
AUAGAUGCAAAUCACUGUAUUGAUAUAUUUGGAUCAAAACUGGAAGCUUUGACGACAGCUUAUAGCAAUUGUUGACGGCAAACAGAGCCAUAAAAUUAUUAGUAUCUGUUUGUGCUUUUGGAUUUGGAACAUUCAUUCCUUUGCAAAAUCUGCACAUUGAUCGAUGAUGAUGAUGAUGAUGAAGAAGAAGUGAAGUGCUUGAUUUGACCUUUGCCUUGAGGAAUCAGCCGUGGCCAUGGGUGGUGGUGAGGGUGACACCUCCAAACAAGAGCUCUUUCACCUAAUCAAACGCUUCGGAGCUUAUGUCACUUUCAAGAUCUCCAAUCUCUUCUCCCUCGUGUCAUUAAAAUUGUUAGAUUCACGCUCUAUUGGGGCUGUUGCUGGUCUUGCUGUUGCAAUUGUUUUCACCUGGAGGCUGUUGAGAUCUCCUGCAGGGUCUCAACGGAGGAAACGGCAAGGUUCUACAUCUAGUAAUCCUGGAGUCAGUACACAUUCAAGUGCCUCUGUAGUUCCUUCUGAAGCUUGUUCAACCUCAGAUGAUUCAAGGGCACAAAAUGUUGUGGAUGAGUUAUUUCAGCCAGUUAAACCAACGUUGGGGCAGAUAGCUAGGCAGAAAUUGAGCGAAGGAAGAAAGGUAACUUGUCGUCUUCUUGGAGUGAUCCUUGAGGAAAGUAUUCCAGAGGAGCUUCAGAAACAAGCAACUGUGAGAUCCUCUGUGCUAGAAGUAUUGUUGGAAAUUACAAAGUUUUGUGAUUUAUAUCUCAUGGAACGAGUUCUGGAUGAUGAAAGUGAGAAAAGAGUUCUUGUAGCAUUAGAAGAAGCAGGGGUAUUCACUUCAGGUGGUUUGUCUAAGGACAAGGUUCUCUUCUGCAGCACAGAAAAUGGACGGUCAUCAUUUGUUCGGCAAUUGGAACCAGAUUGGCACAUUGACACAAAUCCUGAAAUUGUUUCUCAGUUAGCUAGGUUUAUCAAGUAUCAACUUCAUGUAUCUCCUUAUAAAACCGAACGAACUGCUUCAAAUGUGUUCAGUGCUCCAUCCCUGGAACAGUUCUUUGGAUCCAUAUGAAAAACUAAAACCACUACUAAUCAGAUGUUAUUCAUAAAUGUCUUACUAGUUUGUUUCUAUCUGCAUCUUGGAUUCCACCUUCACCAAUCGUUUUUUCUACAUGUAUGAGAACUAGGUUAGAUUUUCUUCAAGCUUUAAGGGGUUGAAAGACCUGCUGUGUAUGUGUAUGAUGAUGCUUUGAGGAACGAGUUCUAUUUUUUUUUUUUUUUUUUUUCCCGUUUGAUUUGAAUUUUUGCAUUAGAUUGUACCCCAUCCAGACAUUUUACACUGACAACUGAUCAUAGUUACAUCACAUGAUAUGACAUCAUGGAUAAUGUUAAUGAGCAUUCUCCUAACAUUACGUAGC